This is a messenger RNA of Geodia barretti, 477 nucleotides long. The record is from the annotation of a GenBank genome assembly. Lineage: Eukaryota; Metazoa; Porifera; Demospongiae; Tetractinellida; Geodiidae.
AUGGCCUGUACGGAGCCCAGGGCCAGGACAUGGCCACCUACGUCAGCCACCCUGCGCCUUCUGAAGGCAACAGCUUCCCGGCCGUCAUUGUCGUUAUGGGAAGCUUUCGGAGUAACCCGGCAUAUUGAGCAGGUCUGCGACGAGUAUGCCCGCCACGGCUACGUAGCCGUCGCCCCCUCCCUCUACCACCGCGAACAUCAAAACGCCAAGCUGGGAUACGACCAGAUGCCCCAGGUGCAGCAGUACAUGGGCGCGCUCAAUGACGAGGAGCUGAUCGAAGACAUCAACGUCACCAUCGAUUACCUCCAGAACCGGUACCAGCGCACCCGCGGCAACAAGAUCGGUAUCGUGGGCUACUGCGUCGGCGGACGGAUCACCUACCUCGCCGCCACCAGUUGCCCCGGGCCUCAGUGCCGCCUCUGUUUACUACGGCGGCCGUAUCCUCGUGCCAUUCGGCGAUGGCCCGUCCCCCGCUGA